Hypoxylon trugodes is the source of this 1479-nucleotide messenger RNA. Its product is annotated as NAD(P)-binding protein. Gene Ontology annotation, molecular function: oxidoreductase activity. Bases 1 to 1479 code for a protein of 492 amino acids. NCBI's taxonomy places the organism in Eukaryota, Fungi, Ascomycota, Sordariomycetes, Xylariales, Hypoxylaceae. The record is from RefSeq and is a predicted model, not a curated record. The transcript has 3 exons.
AUGCCCGAUGUUGCUGAAGCCCAAGUUUUCCCCGUCUUGAAGGGUAAGGUCGCAAUCGUUACUGGUGCGGCUCAGGGAAUGGGAAGGGCUACAGCCGAGAUCUUUCUAAAAGCUGGAGCCAAGGUUGUCAUGUGCGACAUCAAGGAAAAGGAAUGCCAGGAAGUUGCUGAGGAGCUCUCCCGGCUAGGCGAUGUCAUAUUCGUCAAAGCUGAUAUAUCGAAAUCUGCGGACGUACAGAAUCUCGUGAAUAAGACUGUGGCCGAAUUCGGUAGAUUGGAUGCUGCGGUCAAUAACGCUGCCCUAACUCCUGAUAGUACGCCACUCAUUGACUUCGACGAGGACUAUUGGAAUAAAAUCAUGAACGUCGACUUGACGGGUCCAGCUCUCUGUUGCAAGUAUGAAAUGCAGCAGAUGAUCAAGCAGGGAGGGAAAGGAACAAUUGUCAACAUCGGUUCAGUUAAUUCAUUCAAGCCUCAACCCAGGAUGCCAGCAUAUACAUCAGCAAAACACGCUAUUAUUGGUUUGACGAAACAUGCAUCAAUUGAAGGGGGACCUCAUGGUAUCAGAGUUAAUGCCAUUGCUCCCGGACCCAUCUAUUCUAAAAUGAGCGCCGAUGCCUUGAUAACCAUGGGAACUACCGAAGAAGAAUUCGUCCGUCAAGCCACCACCUUGUUCCGAUUUGGCAUUGGCGCGGCAAUUGUGCGUAAUCUUGCUAGCAAGGGAUGUAAUAUUAUCGUGAAUCAUGCUACGGCGUCGUCCGACCAAGCAGCUUCGGAACUCUGCGAGGAGCUAGAGGUAGCUCAUGGUGUCAAGGCUAUAUGGGUUCGGGCAGAUAUCAGCAAGAGAGAAGAAUGUGACAAUAUCGUCAAAGCAGCCAAGACACACUUCGCAAACCCUGAGACGGGCAAGCUGCAAAUUGAUAUUAUCAUCCACAAUGCUGGUAUUGGGAUAGUUGGACCGCUUGAAGAUGUGGUUGAAGAAGAUUUUCAGCGUAUGUAUGCUGUCAACGUGAUGGGGCCUAUACUUCUAACGAGUGCUUCCUUACCAUACCUACCAACGGAUCGAUCAGGGCGGAUUGUGAUGAUGUCCAGUGUCAAUUCCAAGGUUGGCACCCGGCACACUUCUCUAUAUUCCGGUACCAAAGGUGCAUUAGAAGCUAUGGCACGCGUCUGGUGUCACGAGCUUGCCGAGCGUGCUACAGUCAAUACUAUCAACCCCGGGGCCGUCAUGACGGACAUGUACCUUUCCGCCUCAGAUGCUAUGAAGGACCGUGUGGCCGUCUUUAAUUCCGGUGCACCAUUAGUAGCACUACGGCCGUGUGACACGCCAGAGGUACGAAAGAUUGGGGAACGCUUCGGUGGUCGUGCUGCCUACGAUUAUGAGAUUGCUGGUAUGGUAGCUAUUCUAUGCAGCCCAGAGGCUGGGUGGUGUACGGGCAGUAUUAUCAGUGCCAACGGGGGUGUGUCUUUCAGUUACUGA